Molecule: messenger RNA, 5084 nt
Organism: Pygocentrus nattereri (red-bellied piranha)
Lineage: Eukaryota; Metazoa; Chordata; Actinopteri; Characiformes; Serrasalmidae
Gene: themis
Product: thymocyte selection associated
Exons: 6
Coding region: 329-2374 (681 amino acids)
Biological process (GO): T cell receptor signaling pathway
Source: RefSeq, a predicted model, not a curated record
GCUGCGGUGCAGAGUCUAUACUGCACGAGUGCCGCGCUGCUUUUGUGUGAAGCUGUGGUUCGGGCUCUCUGCGCCUCUCUUCGCUUCGUUUCCUGUCCCCUUCCUUCGAACAGGAUGCUUCUUCACACUCUUUUGUUCUCUCUCAUCACUCUGAGCGUCUAAGCUGGCCCGAGAAGGGGUGAAAGGGCACCCCGAAAUUUCCUUCUCCACUGCUUCUGCUUCUGACCCCUGCCUGACCCCUGCUUUCUCCCAAUGGACUCCCAUUAUCCCAUGACCUCGGCCCCUUUCUAGAAGUCCUUUAGGCUGCGGCACCGUGGCAGAGCUGAGGAUGGCUGUGACACUAACGGAGUUCACUCGCUCUCUGGACCCGAAAACGCUGCCCAGGAUCCUGCAGAUUCAGUCCGGCUUUUACUGCCAGGGCGCUGUGUACGAGCUGUUUGGGAGGGAGUGCUGUCUCGCCACCGGAGACCUGAUGAAGAUCAUCGACAUCAGCAUCACCAGAUUCAUCACACAAACUGCUGACGCCUCAGAGAUCAAACUGCCGUUAGAGUAUCCAGGUCUCUUCAGGAUCAUAUCAGACAGUCAGCCGUAUCUGACCAUCAAAGAGAUUGUGGACUCCCUGAAGGUCAGCUCCCACAGACUGGGCCAGCCGGCCUUCAUCUCAGCCAAUCAGAUCCAGCUCCCUCAGGGCUUGGUGAAUGAGAAGGAAGGCUUCCGAAUCACAGCGGUCACUCUGGAUGUGCAGGGUGGUGGCCAUGUCGACUGUGAGCUCCUCCACAAGGAGCCCAAGUUCAGCUUCAGGCUGGACCUCUCUCAGGAAGGCCACUUCACGGAGUGUGAAGAUGACCAGUUCUACACCCUGCGGGAGCUGGCUGAGUGGAAGAUCCCCAAAGGCAGGAAGAGGACAGUGACUGCAGCCAAUGCUCCGCCCCCAAAGGACAUGCUGUUUUCCACUCUACUGGAAAAUGUUAGUGGGGAGUUGACGCUGACGCCGGUGUACGAGCUCCAGGCUGUGAUGCAGCUCAGGAAGAGCGUAGCUCUCAUCCCGUCCAACAUGGAUGUAGACGUCAUGGAUGUGACGGAGCAGUUUGACGUAAACACCUUUAUUCAGCCGCUUUCACUUCAGGACAUCUUCCAGAAGCCUUCAGAGAUUUUCCCCAUGGUGGCCGAUGUGAUCGAGAGACCUUUGGUUGAAAGUUACAUGCCCGGGGAAUUUGUAUCUCUACUGCGUUCGGAACAAGUGAUCAUCCACAGGGUUUACGAAGCCAAGAGGAUCCUUGCUACGGAAAUUAGGCAAGAAUCACCAAGGCAUUUCCUCAUUCCCGCAACGUACAAGGGCCGCUUAAAGCGGCGGCCUCGCGAGUUUCCCACAGCUUAUGACCUGGAACGGGCCCGCAGUGACACGGAGCAGUUACAUGUGGUGGCCACCAGGGGCUUUGACUCAACCUACAGCGGAUUAGCGUCUGUCUUAGUGGGGGAUGAAUUUGUAGUAAAGAAAAGCAAAUCAGCUGAAGUUGUUUGUGAUGGAAACAGGGACGCAGUGGAUGCCCUGACUUGUAUGAAGAUCAAGGGGAAGACUCAUGAAUCUGUUCGUAUCCCAAUGUGCCUGGACGGAGGAUUUAUGGAGGUUAUUCACGACAAACGCCAAUACUCCAUUUCUGAGGUUUGCCACUGGUUCCCGCUUCCGUUCAAUGUCAAGGUGUCUGUACGUGACCUCUCCUUGAAGGAGGACAUUCUGGCCAGCGUUCCUGGCUUACGCAUCGAGGAAGAGAUCACUGACCCGUACCUCCUCAUCUCAACCCUUGACCUUUCCAGUUGGUGGGAAGUGCCCGUAAACCGCACACACAUGAUUGUUCACCUGGAGAAAAGCUGGACAGGUGGGGUCUCCACAUCCAAUGUGAAUUCAGCUAUUGAAGAGAUCUCUGAAGACAGUUACUACACCAUGAGGAGGUAUGUCUUCACUACGAUAAUGCCCCCACCACGACCCCCCAAAAAACCCAAGCAGCCUCCGGCAAGACCAGCCAAACCGCAGCCCAACCCACGACCUGAGAAACCCGCCAACACCCCCACCAGCUGCUCCCCAAAGAGUCCUCGGCCUGCUGUGGUCAGCAGAGACAGUUCUACAGACCGCAGUCACUCUACAGUACGAACUGAGAGAACGCCCAAAAGUCCUGCUACCUUUCCCAAACCUGUCCUGCAGAAAGCUGUCACGAGAGGCCACAGCCUGGAGGACGUGUGUGUAAACAUACCUGAUGAAGAUGACCCCCAUGAUUACGAAUACAUUGAUGAAGAUGAACUCGACAACAUCAGGAAGCAGUUCCAUGAACAGUCCAUAAACAUUCCUGCCAAAGGAAAACCAAGUAAUACGAUAUGACUACACUAUGUGGAUGAGGGCUGACAAAUCGCACCGCUGAAUCUCCAAAGACCCAAACAGCAAACAACAACCUGAAAGACUUUCUCUUUCUAAAGCUUUUAAAGUUUGAUGAAUAAUCUCAAUACUUUACCCAGUUUUCCCCCUUAACACAAAGGUAUCUAAUCAUCCAAGACAAGUCCGGUGUCUUCAGUUUUCUUCUUUUAAAAAUUGUACAUUCAACAUUUUGGCUACUUCUGUUUCAGCAAUGCUAACGUGCAUGAGGCCGUGUUUAUCGAUAACAGUAUAAGUCUAUCAGGGCUAAGAGGGUGGGGAUUUAGCAGUGCUAAUCGGUGGGAUACCGUGAAGGAAACUGUAAUUCAGUGAAUUAUCGCUUUAAUAGAAUAUUCUGUUUCCACUUAUUAUGUGAAACAUAGUAUAUAAAGUCAUGUUGAUAUUUUUCCCAAGCCUGAAAUCACUCAGGCAGCUUAAAUUAUCUCAGAAAUGUUUUAACUUCAAGUUGAAGUACGUUUAGUUUCUUCAGAUUAUUCUAGAAUGUGAAAUUUUUUAAUUAUGAUUUUGUUUCUCUGCAUUGGAACUCUGGUCCUGCAAAGCCAGUGUGGAGUCUGGUCAUACAUCCCCGUCCUGGUGUUACUUCUGUUGGUUUUCGGCCAAGUUAUUGAAUCAAUUAUACAUAUCAGAGCGGUCAGUUAACAACCAUGGGAGAACCUAAAAAGUCAUAGGUAGAUGUGUACGCGCCUGACCUUUUGUGAACCUAAAUAUACUCACCAAGCUCUUCAUUAGCAACACUGUACUAAUAUUGGGUAGGGCCUUCCUUUGCUCUCAAAACAGCCUCAGUUCUUCAUGCCAUGGAUUCCACCGAAUAUUGGAGAUUCUGGUCCAUCUUGACAUGCUGCAAAUUUCUCAGGUACACUUUGAAUCUCCCGUUCUACCAAAUCCCAAAGAUGUUCUAAUGGGUUCAGAUCCAGUCACUGGGAAGGCCACUGAAGAACACUGAACUCAUUGUCAUGUUCAUGAAACCAAUUUGAGAUGACUUUUGCUUUGUGACAUGACGCAUCAUCAUGCUUGAAGUUGCCAUUAGAAGAUGGUAAAUAGUGGCCAUGAAGGGAUGAACGUGGUCAGAAACCAUACUCAUAUAGACUGCGGCAUUUGAGUUGUGAUUGAUUGGCAUUAACAAGACCAAAGUGUGCCAAGAAAAUGUUCCCGGCACCAUUACACCACCUCCACCAGCCUGGACUGCUCACACAAAGCAGGUUGAGUCCAUGGAUUCAUGCUGUUGCCACCAAAUUCUGAUGCAGCCAUCUGUGUGCUUCAGAAAUGGCAAUUUAUCAGACCAGACUAUGUUCUUCCAACUGUCUAGUUUUGGCGAACCUGCAGUGAAAGCUGCAGCCUCAGCUUUCCGUUCUUGGCUGAAAGAAGCAGAACCUAACAUGGUCUUCUGCUGUUGUAGCCCAUCCACGUCAAAGUUCGACAUGCUGUGCAUUCUGAGAUGCUUUCUGCUCAUCUGAUGGUGGAUGGAACAAUUCCCUGAAGCUGCUGGUUGUAUCAGCAUGAUUUUAUGCACUGCACUGCUGCAACAUGAUUGGCUGAUUAGAUAAUUGCAUGAAUGAGUAGGUGUACAUGUGUUCCUGAUAAAGUGCUCAGUGAGUGUAUAUUUGAAAAUUAAAGCAACAGAACUACACUGCAAAAAGCGGUAUCUUGUCAAGUAAAAUUAUCUUAGAUUUAGUAAAGAAAUCUCAUUUUUCUCCAGUUGAGACUGUUGUAAGUUUAUUUUAAUAUUUUCUUAAGUGAGCCUUCCACCCGAUGACCACUGGGAUAGGCUCCAGCACCCCUCCGGGUGGCUUAGAAGUGGCUUAGAACAUGUGUGUGUGUGUGUGUUUUAAGUGAAAGUUAAUUUAUCUCGCUAUAUUGGCAGAUCAUUUUGCUCGUUUCCAAGAAAUGAGCUCAAUUAUCUGCCUCUAUAGUGAGAAAAUUUCCUUGAUAAAAUCACUUAAAACAGGUAAAGAAAUGAAUAAUAAGUGCAUAACCCUCUCAAAAUAAGAAAUAUUAUAUACAUCAACUGAAAUUUAUUUCACUUGACAAGAUACUAAUGUUUGGCAAGUUUACACUUAACUCUUAUGACUUGAAUAAUAAUACAAAUGUGCUGAAUUGAUAACUGUGCCUCUGAGGGUCCUUGGGAAGUGAAAUCAGGACAGGGUUGUGAGGUUGGGAUUCACACACACAGCUGAAACACUCCUUCAGUAUGAAUAGAUGUGGCUAAAGUGCUGUCGGCUGAAUAGGUGGCUAUAUGUAAAUGAGUUCAUGUGAUGUCAGAGAAAUAGUGAAUUCAAAAUGAGCUGUUUUUUUGUAGCUUCGUUUCCAUGUAUGGACUGUAUGGGCUAGUUAGUGAAUGUUUUGAGACUUUAUCAAUGUUUACAUACAACAUCAAAGUCUUUUAUUCGGCUUUUAUUUUGGGAGAUUCAGUUUUCCAAGACAUGGGUCAUUUAAGUACAAUAUUCAAUGGUACAUUUUUCUGAAAUAAAGCAUCAAAACCAGUAGCACCAUAACAGAAAGCACCUACCACUGGUGUGGCAUAGCAACAAGUCUCUUUCUGGGGGGGCUGGAGAGAAAUGACCUGUGAUUUUUGCCUGGGAUCUAAUAGAUAUAAUGGAUGUUGGGGAGUGUGGCGUUUAUUCACAGACACAACGUGUUCCAGCAAAGUCCAAUAAUCAAA